Molecule: messenger RNA, 1391 nt
Organism: Coregonus clupeaformis (lake whitefish)
Lineage: Eukaryota; Metazoa; Chordata; Actinopteri; Salmoniformes; Salmonidae
Product: transcription factor IIIA
Exons: 9
Coding region: 217-1188 (323 amino acids)
Cellular component (GO): nucleus
Source: RefSeq, a predicted model, not a curated record
UUAGACCUGAAAUUAAUUUAGGCUAUUACUGAGCCAGACUUUGCUUUCCAUUUUGUUCACUUUCCAUUGCGUGGAUUGAAACACCCCUGUAUUAUCCAACAGUGGUAUCGUCCAUUAAAAUAUAUAGUCCUCAGGUGUGUCAACCCAUGUAGGCCGGUAAACGACCUGCCUGCUCGGUUUUGCAUUAUCAAAACGCCGGCAUUGCUACAAUUAAAGAUGGGGGAAAGGAUACAAGUACAAAAAAGCUUUAUUUGUUCUUUUGUCAACUGCAAUGCCACCUUUAAUAAAUCAUGGAAGUUAGAUGCCCAUCUUUGCAAACACACAGGUUUGAAACCCUUCUCGUGUGAGAACUGUGACAAGAGCUUCUGUACCCGCUACCAGCUCACCAGACAUGGGCUGAGCCACAGUGGAGAGAAGCCAUACACGUGUCUGGCUGCAGGAUGCUCCGAGGCCUUCGUCACACAUGCCAGCAUGAAGAACCACAUGGCUCGUGUUCACCAGCACCAGGAGAAGCACUAUAAGUGUGACCACGUGGACUGUGGGAUGGAGUUCAAGAAGAAAAACAAACUCAAUAUACACAAGAUUAUACACACACAACUGCUGCCCUUUCAGUGCAACUUUGAGGGCUGUAAGAGAGAAUUUGCUGCUCCCGGACAACUAAAGCGCCAUGAGAAGGUGCACAAAGGUUACCCCUGUGCUGUGGAGGGCUGUCCAUUCCAGGGGAAGACUUGGUCAGAAUAUCAGAAGCACAGGAAGGCUGUGCACAGAGUCAAGCUGCAGUGCGAUAGCUGCAGUAGGAUGUUCCUGGAGGCAUGGUUCUUGAAGCAGCAUCAGCUGCGGGUUCACUCCGGUGCGCCCAAGAGGGUGUUCCAGUGCUCCGAAGCUGGGUGUGGGAAGACUUUCACCACACACUUCAACCUGGAGAACCAUGUCGUGUCAGACCACGAGGGCAAGAAGCCCUUCUCCUGUACCCACGCAGGCUGUGGCAAGAGCUUCGCUAUGCAGGAGAGUUUGAGACGACACCGAGUGGGUCAUGACCCAGAGAAGAAAAAGCUGCAGAAGGUACGCCCUAAAAAGAGCAAGCCGUCGCGUCAGAAGACUGAGUUGGCGACAGCAUCCACACAGGCUGAGACCAGCAGACUGGCUGACAAACUCCAUAACACCAGCUUGGGCAACUCUACGCCAUAACACUGCUUGGGCUACGCCACACUAACACUCCUGCUCUGACCUGGACUGGUCCAUCGGAACCAUGGGGGUGUUCUGAAACCUGUGGAACAGGAACCUAUUCUUUGCUCCGUGUCAAGUAUUUUUGUUCAGUUAGUUUUCAGGAGCAAAAUCUUUCAGUUAUGUAUCAAACACUUAUCAAAUAAAUCCUCACUACUGCAUCUCUG